AUCAACAAACAGGAGAUGCUUCAGAGGAAGAAGAAUGCUGUUUUGGUAGAUGGUGUUUUUCUGAAUGGUCCAAUAGCAGAUGCAAGAGCAGGAGAGAAAUUUGUUGAAGAUGCCUGUAAGAUUAUAAUGGAAGAAGUGAUACAGAAAGCUGCUGAUGUAACAGAGAAGGUUUGUGAAUGGCAGCCUCCUGAAAAACUGAAAAAACUUCUUGAUCUGGAAAUGAGGGAUACUGGAGAACCUCACCAGCAACUCUUGCAGCUUUGCCAGGAUGUUAUACGAUACAGCGUCAAAACCAAUCACCCAAGAUUUUUCAACCAGUUGUAUGCUGGCAUUGAUUAUUACUCUUUAGUUGCUCGUUUUAUUACUGAAGCACUAAAUCCAAGUGUAUAUACGUAUGAGGUAUCACCUGUGUUUUUGUUAGUAGAAGAAGCAGUCCUGAAGAAAAUGAUUGAAUUUAUAGGCUGGAAUGAAGGUGAUGGCAUAUUUAAUCCAGGUGGAUCUGUUUCUAAUAUGUAUGCUAUGAACUUGGCUAGAUAUAAAUAUUGUCCUGAAAUAAAGGAAAAAGGACUUUCAGGACUGCCCAGAUUGGUCCUGUUUACGUCAGAAGAGUGUCAUUACUCCAUGAAGAAGGCAGCUUCUUUCCUGGGCAUUGGCACACAGAAUGUUUACUUCAUCAAAACAGAUGAAAGAGGUAAGAUGAUACCUGAGGAACUGGAGAAACAAGUCCAGCGGGCCAGGAAAGAGGGGGCAGCACCAUUUCUUGUCAGUGCUACUGCUGGCACAACUGUGUUGGGAGCGUUUGAUCCUUUGGACAAAAUAGCUGAUAUCUGUGAAAAAUAUGGCCUUUGGCUCCAUGUGGAUGCAUCUUGGGGUGGCUCAGCUUUGAUGUCAAGGAAGCAUCGCAAGCUUCUGCAUGGUAUUCACAGGGCUGAUUCUGUUGCAUGGAAUCCCCAUAAGAUGCUGAUGGCAGGAAUCCAGUGCUGUGCUCUUUUGGUGAAAAACAACUCUGACCUGCUUAAGAAAUGCUACUCUGCCAAUGCCUCGUACCUGUUCCAGCAGGACAAGUUCUAUGAUGUCAGCUAUGAUACAGGAGACAAGUCAAUCCAGUGCAGCAGGCGGCCAGAUGCAUUCAAAUUCUGGAUGACGUGGAAGGCUUUGGGAACUACAGGCCUUGAGGAAAGAGAGAACAGGGCACUAGCCUUAGCGAGAUACCUAGUAGAUGAAAUUAAGAAGAGAGAAGGAUUUCGGCUUCUGUUGGAGCCAGAGUACGCAAAUAUAUGCUUUUGGUACAUUCCACCAAGCUUAAGAAACAUGAAGGAAGGAGCUGAGUUCUGGGAGAAACUUCAUCAUGUUGCACCUGUAAUUAAAGAGAGAAUGAUGAAGAAGGGCAGCAUGAUGCUGGGGUACCAGCCGCACCUUGGCAAAGUCAACUUCUUUCGCCAAGUAGUGAUCAGUCCCCAGGUGAGACGUGAGGACAUGGAUUUCCUGCUAGAUGAGAUUGAUUUGCUUGGCAGAGACUUGUAGCUGUAAUUCAACAGCACGAGGCACAGCAUACAUGCAUGAUGUUUACAGCAGUGAAAUGUUUGUAUGUACUGAUACUAUCUUGCAAUGGGUAGGUAAAAGUUCAAUAAUGUAGCUUAUAACUGAAAUUUUAAUAGUGAUGUUAAGGAUUUUUGCAGGUAGAGAUUGUAUUUGCUGACCUGGGCUCUGUGGUAGUCAUAGCUGUACAUAGCUGCUUACAACAUUUGCAGCAAUGACACCAUUGCUGCUGUUCUGAGAACUGACACUUUCAAGAAGUGACAUUUCUGAGAAUGACAUCGGAAGUCCUAAUGGAGCUGGUAUUGGGAAGAUACCCAGAGAUAUACCAGUAGCCAAUUUGGCCCAUGCUAAAUGGACAUGACUACACUGAAGUUAAUGCUGGAGGGUGAAUUUAGCUCAGUGAGUAUUAAUGUAAAAGUACAUUUCUAGUAUCUUACUAUUUUAGGGUUAUGUCAUGCAUUUAAGGAUAGAGAGGCCCAGUUGGCAAUUGAACCACUAAGGCCCAAAGGAAGGGAGUUUCUUUAGGAGAUUCUCAAGAUCCCUAAGCAGAAGAACUGCCAGGCACAGAAUGGAUUUGCCAACUUUGCUCACCUAUAAACCCAUCACAGCUGUAGCUGAGCUGAGAAUCUUUGAAUGGCUAUGUUAUCACUGCUUAAUUUGUCAAAAGGAAAUACCUCUAGCUUCUGAAUGACUGUUUGUAUUUUCUUUAAAUGUAAGGAUUUCUUUAGCAACUUUAGAUGCACUUUAAAAUUACAUAAAAAGAAAUUAUAUGAUGUAUUUAUCUUAAAGGGUGUGUUUUUUAUGCAGGGUGGCUCUUUAUUAAGAAUUGUUGUAAGAAAGCAACAGAUUUGUCAUAGUCCAUUCUGAUUUUCCUAAAUAUUCAAAAAUUGGUAGAUCUCAAAUGAUCAGUGUAGAAUUCUCUUCUGGCAAUAAGCUUAUAUUGCUCAAGUGAAAAUUUGUCCAUAAUGUUAAAACAUGAACCUUGUGAGUGGUUUGGGUCAACCUGAAAUAUCAAGCUAGUGUCCAACCUGUUUAUUUAUUGCUAAUAAUUACAAUGUAUUUUGACAAAUGAUUUUGUGAGCAAGCUAGUUUGAUUUUUUUUCAGUCUAUAAAUGAUUCUUUUUAUAAAAAUCACACAAAAAGAUAGAAAACGUAAAUGUAUUUCUAUGUGGGACUUCUAACAGUAGACUUAAGGAACUAGCCACAUUUUUCACCUAGCUAGAGCAUUUGAUCUUUUUUUUGUUUGUUUGUACUAUAAUCUGUCUUUGGGGUAGUACUGACCAAUGUGAUCUUUUCUAUUAUAACGUAUCUGUUUUUGCUAAACGUUGUCUUUAAGUGCAGUGCUUUCAUGUUUUCAUUUCAUAUGCCAUGGUAGCAUCCAGCUUUGUACAACAUUCCCACUUCUAGUCUCCAAAAAUUCCAAUAUGGAGAGGUUAGAUGAGUGAUGCAUCAUGCUGUCAGAACAGUAGAGGGGAACAAGGGCCACUUUGUGAAGCUUGAUAGAGUUCUGUAGAGCAUACCGUGAAGGGAUACUUUUUAGUCAUCCUAUCCUGCCAUGGGGUUAUAAGCAGACCUUACAAUGGACAUUAAUAGGGACUUGUGUAUAAAAAUUACUGGAACAACUUGACCCCUUAUUUUGGCCCUGUAAUUCUUAUAGGAUCAUUUAAUCAGCUAUUACCUAUGACUUCUGGAUGUACCAUCCAUCAUGAAAACAUAAUUUAAAGCCCUGAUCCAGCAAGGCAUUUGUGGUUCAGGACCCUAAUGUGUAUACAGAUGGGUAACCUUUGUUGGUUGGAGUGCAGACUAAAAGGCACUGACCUACUAGAAUUUGCAUUGCUAUCACUUCUUAAGAUGGAUAAAUAUAGAGUUAACCAUUCUCUGUUUAAUUUUUGGCUUUGAAAGGAAAAAAAGAAAACAGCAUAUGGAUUUUCUGAUUCGGGUCCAGAUUCUCAAUUGGUAUAAACCAGAAUAUCUUUAUUUAUUAGAAUAAAACUAUGGUAUCCCAGACCAGCUGAGAAUGUGGUUGUCUGUAUUUAGCAUACCUAAAAUUGGUGAAAAAUGUCAUCAUCUUGUUAUGUUUAGUUUAACACACAAUUGCUUUCCCGUUUCCAGAUAUUGUGCCAGACAUGGUACAUUUAUGGUUGCCUGUCUGAAAUAUUAUACUUUUAAUUCUGUAGUAGCAGCUGUAUUUUUUUAAUGAAAGCCAAAUUGAACUUUUUUGAAUGUUUGUAGAAAAUAUUUCUUAGAUUUACAGUUGCACUGUUUGCUUUCUUAAAAGGUGGAGGUUAACUCUACAGUAUGAUGUGACUAACUUAUUUGAUCUCUGUACUUUCUCUUACUAAAAGCUCCUUGUAACAUCUAAGGUGCGUAAUGGGAUUGUUCUGCUUCAUGAUUGUAAUGACAUUUUCUUGUAGUAGUUUAUUUAGAUCUAGUAAAUGCAAAAUGCCUAUUUUGUAGCUGAUGAUUUUAAUAAAAAGUGAAGUAAGUGAUACUCUUUUAAA
Molecule: messenger RNA, 4040 nt
Organism: Alligator sinensis (Chinese alligator)
Lineage: Eukaryota; Metazoa; Chordata; Crocodylia; Alligatoridae
Gene: GADL1
Product: glutamate decarboxylase like 1
Exons: 14
Coding region: 16-1524 (502 amino acids)
Biological process (GO): carboxylic acid metabolic process
Cellular component (GO): cytoplasm
Molecular function (GO): pyridoxal phosphate binding; carboxy-lyase activity
Source: RefSeq, a predicted model, not a curated record